GGGUGCCCAUGAUUACCUAGAACAGUGCGCACGUUACCGCAAAGAUUCCCACAUGCUGUAUGCCGAGGGGGUCAGACAAGCUGGAAAACUUAACUUCUCUCUCAUACUUAAUCGCUUGCUUUUCAUAGUCUUUGUGUUAUUGUUGGUUGGAAACUCAGUUGGCCAUCCCCAGUGCUUGGACUACCGACCUCCAUUUAAACCUCCCUUCCACCUGGAAUUCUGCACCGAAUAUGAAACGUUUGGGUGCUGUGACCAGGACACAGACAACGCCAUUGCAGAGCGAUAUUGGGACAUCAUGGACUUCUAUGAUAUCCAGGGAUACGAACUGUGCGGUGGGUUCGUUAAAGACAUCCUCUGCCAGGAGUGCUCUCCUUAUGCUGCCCACCUGUAUGAUGCUGAAAACCCAUACACUCCCUUGAGGAACCUGCCAGGUCUUUGCUUCAAUUACUGUUCAGAGUUCCAUGUCAAGUGCCACUCAGUUGUAAAGCUCCUUACUGAUGACAAGCAUAUCCAGGAGACCUGUGAGAAGGACAGGUUCAUGUUUUGCAGUUUGCUUAAUCUACCAGACCAAGACUACUGCUAUCCAAAUGUGCUUCAGAACACCAUCCUCAACCGCAACUUAGGUAGUAUGGUUCAGGACAGGAGUGGUUGCCUUCAGCUGUGUCUGAUUGAGGUUGCUAAUGGGUUGAGAAACCCAGUACUGAUGUUGCACAGCAAUGACGAUACCCACCGCAUGUUUGUAGGAGAGCAGCUGGGCUUUGUGUGGAUCUACCUGCAGGAUGGCAGCCGUUUGGAAGAGCCAUUCUUGGACCUCAGUGGUACAGUGCUGACCACUCCCUGGCUAGGGGAUGAACGGGGAUUUCUUGGACUUGCUUUUCACCCGCAGUACAGACACAAUGGCCGUUUUUUCAUCUAUUACUCCAUCACAGUCUGGGACAAAGUGGAUAAGAUCAGGAUCAGUGAGUUGAAGGUGUCAGCCCAUGAUAUGAACACAGCUGAUCCCCAUUCAGAAAGGGUCAUUUUUGAGAUCGAAGAGCCUGCAGCCAAUCACAAUGGGGGGCAGCUCUUGUUUGGUCUUGACGGCUACAUGUACAUCUUCACUGGAGAUGGGGGGAAAGCUGGGGACCCUUUUGGGAAGUUUGGCAAUGCCCAAAACAAGAGUACUCUAUUAGGCAAAGUCUUACGCAUUGAUGUGGAUGGGAGCAGCAAAGAUGGAAAACCCUACAGGAUUCCACCUGACAACCCAUUCAUUUCUGACAAGAGUGCUCUGCCAGAAGUCUAUGCCUACGGAGUGAGAAACAUAUGGCGCUGCUCUGUUGACCGCGGAGACCCGGUCACGCACAGGGGGAGAGGGAGGAUAUUCUGUGGUGAUGUAGGCCAGAACAGAUUUGAAGAGAUUGACAUCAUUGUUAAAGGAGGCAACUAUGGAUGGAGAGCAAAAGAGGGAUUUGAAUGCUAUGAUGUGAAGAUGUGUCACAACUCCUCAUUGGAUGAUAUCCCUCCAAUUUUUGCAUACAGUCACCACAAAGGGAAAUCAGUAACUGGGGGGUACGUGUACAGAGGAUGCGAGUCACCUAAUCUAAAUGGCUUGUACAUUUUUGGAGACUUCAUGAGUGGUCGACUUAUGGCAUUGCAGGAAGAUAAGAGGACAGGGACCUGGAAGGAGAAGAGCAUCUGCAUGGGUGAAACUCAGACUUGCUCCUUUCCUGGGCUCAUCAACCACCACCACAAAUUUAUUAUCUCUUUUGCUGAAGAUGAAGCAGGAGAACUGUACUUCAUGGCUACUUCAUAUCCAAGUGCACAUUCUCCUUUUGGAACUAUUUACAAAUUUAUGGACCCUUCCAGGAGAGCUUCACCAGGGAAAUGUAAACACAAGCCACUUCCUAUCAAAGUGAAAGGGAAACGAAUACCAUUUGUGGCCCAAGCAUUGACAGUACUGGACUCAAACGCACAACCACCAACGAGAGCACCUCCAAAAAGGCUUAAACUCACCACACAACCACCUGUCACAAAUGUACUACCCACAACAACCAGGCCUACGACAGCUGUGCAAAGAUCGACAACCCCACAAACAACCUCAACUAAAAAGCCAGUUUACCAGCCCGUCACAACUAAAAAACCAGUUCACCAGCCCGUCACAACUAAAAAACCAGUUCACCAGCCCGUCACAACUAAAAAACCAGUUCACCAGCCCGUCACAACUAAAAAGCCAGUUUGCAAACCAGCCACACCUAGAAAAGGCUUGAAAGUGAAGAGUCCUGAUAGGCCUCCAAAACGUAAGCCUGCAGCUUUUGACCACCAGAAAGGUUCUAAAUCAAAAGCAGGAAAGCCAAGUAGGAAAAAGGUUUCUCCAGGGGCAGGUGUAACUAAGCCAAAGGUCAAACUGAAUCCACGGGCAACACAAAAGCCAGGUACUGUUGGUUUGCAUAACAUUCCUUCAAGGGCACCUGCUACAUCCAGGCCUGCGGGCACUCUAAGGAAACAGAAGGGUUCAAAGACUGGCAAGGGCCCGAGUGAGUUCCUAAUCAAAGCUCACUCUGGCAGCAAGAGGAAGUCAAGUCAGAAGAUGCAGCCUAGACAUGAAAAGGGACAGAAUGAAGAGAAGAGAAAAAACAAAAACCAAUGAGGACUUAAAUUUGCCUGAGGAACAUGGUGCAGACAAAAUGAGAUGCUGUACUUUAGCCCAGACACUGACAUAUUUUUAAAUAUUUAGAUAUAAUUUAAUUUAUGUUAAUUAACAUAACAUUCACUGAAAAGAAUUUUGGUUAGUCAAUCUGUAAAACAUUUUCUUUAGUACUACAUAUGGUAAAUGUGGACCAAAAUAUCAGUUUUAGUGUGUAUAAUAUGGGUAUGACAUUUUUGUUAUUAGCUGUUUUUCUUGACCUUUUUAGCUCUACAGUAUGUUAUUAUCUACCCACACACAAAGCAUUUCUUUAAGGCUUUAACCCAAAGCUAUAGAACCAGAAUAAAGUAGUACCCAAAUUCCUGAUUCAUUUUUGAAGUUAUUAUGCUCUGUUAUUUAUUUUUGAUUUUGCAAUAGUUAAGCUAUGUCAUGAAUACCGGAUGUACACGUAGAUUGGUGACCUCAGCUCGUUUCUUAUGCGAAACAAUGCUUCUGUUUCUGUUCUGGUUCCACUGUUGCACAAAAAGGGAUCAGAAUAGGUUGCUGGGAUAAUAAUACAAAAUGAACACUGCUAUUCAAUUAUCAAAACUCAAAGAGGAGAUGAGUAGUCACUCGGUCCAACAAAAAAGGGUUUUGAUUGUCAAGAAAUAAUUGGUCCUAUAUAUUUCUGAUUCUUUCAAGAAGAAAAGGUGAAUGAUAACACUGAAUUUAAUCAAAAUGAAACCAAAUGAUAUACCAAGAGUGAGAUCAAUACAUACUGGUUGAAUUUAUCCUUUAAAAUUAGAACAUUACUCCAAAAUAAAUGAUAUUAAUAAACAUAUACAUUUAAUUACAGUAUGCCUUUUUUCAGGUCAGGUCCAAUUCCAACACAGAUAUCAUACCAGACAAUAUUUGAGAAGCUGGGAAGUGACCUCUGUACUGUACCAUAAGUGUUUCUUAAAAAACAUGCUGCAUAUGAUUUGACACUUCUGUAAAAUCAAUGCUAAUGCUAAUGACUGAACAUUCUUUCAUUACAAACAUUGGAACCUCUUAUUCGCAGGGUUUUACUGCAACCUGAUUUCUUCAUGCAUCUGAAAUGAGAACAAUAUCACUGUUUAGUGAAAAUACAUUAGUGGUGUACUAUUUUGGUAGGUAAAAUAAAAUUUAAUCAUUUAGUGUAGGUUAAAUGAAAUAUCUUCUUAGACUCAUUCUUAGAGAGUAUCCUGAAGAUCAUAGAUUUCAAAAUACUUAUACUUAUGAGAAGAUGUCCAACCUUUUUAACAGGUCAGAUAAGGUAUUUUUGUGAUAUGCAUAUUGAAAAAUCAA
This is a messenger RNA of Lepisosteus oculatus (spotted gar), 3928 nucleotides long. It is a transcript of the gene hhipl2, whose product is annotated as HHIP-like 2. Lineage: Eukaryota; Metazoa; Chordata; Actinopteri; Semionotiformes; Lepisosteidae. The record is from RefSeq and is a predicted model, not a curated record.